Molecule: messenger RNA, 3109 nt
Organism: Cercocebus atys (sooty mangabey)
Lineage: Eukaryota; Metazoa; Chordata; Mammalia; Primates; Cercopithecidae
Gene: ANKS4B
Product: ankyrin repeat and sterile alpha motif domain containing 4B
Exons: 2
Coding region: 47-1300 (417 amino acids)
Biological process (GO): brush border assembly
Molecular function (GO): protein binding
Source: RefSeq, a predicted model, not a curated record
UCUCUGCCUGGAGAGACAUCUGGCCAAGUUCCGGUGAGCAGGAAAAAUGUCUACUCGUUACCACCAAGCUGCUAGUGAUAGUUACCUGGAACUUCUAAAAGAGGCUACCAAGCGAGAUCUAAAUCUUUCAGAUGAAGAUGGCAUGACUCCCACUCUCUUGGCAGCCUACCAUGGGAACCUGGAAGCCCUAGAGAUAAUCUGCAGUAGAGGAGGGGACCCUGAUAGGUGUGACAUCUGGGGAAACACUCCUCUACAUUUUGCAGCCUCCAAUGGCCAUGCCCACUGUGUCUCAUUCCUGGUCAACUUUGGUGCCAACAUCUUUGCCCUGGAUAAUGACUUACAGACUCCGCUGGAUGCUGCUGCCAGCAGGGAGCAGAAUGAAUGUGUUGCUCUCUUGGACAAGGCUGCCACUGCGCAGAAUAUCAUGAACCCCAAGAAGGUCACCAGGCUGAAGGAGCAGGCUCAGAAGAAUGCCAGGAGGCAGAUCAAAGAGUGUGAGAGGCUCCAGGAGAAGCACCAAAAUAAGAUGGCCCACACCUACAGCAAGGAGGAGUCUGGGACUCUCUCUUCUUCCAAGGGUACCUUCUCCAGGUCAUUCCCUUCAAAUGCUUCUGCUCCUGGCACAUUCGGGUCACUAUCUAAGGGCAUUAAAGAUACUUUCAAGAUCAAGUUCAAGAAGAACAAAGAUACAGCAGAACAGGUGGGGAAGGAAGGCAGAAGUGGGCAGAGGAACGUGAUGGAAGUGUUCAGAGAGGAAGAGGAAGACUCGUUCUCAGGGGACUUCAAAGAGAAGCUCCAGUUGUCAGCAGAGGAGGACAGCAGUGUGCACCACGAAUCCAUUCUCAAUCGUCCAGGUCUAGGAAGUAUUGUUUUUAGAAGGAACAGGAUAUUGAGUCCUGAAGACAUCUCAGAUAGCAAGAGGGAGUUGGGUUUUAAACUGCCCAGUGAAUUGUUUCAAACACAAGGAACAUCAGAGGCUGAUGAGGGUGCAGCUGAUGAAGAGGAAGAGGAAAACGGCCUCAAAGAUGAUCUGCCGUGGGGUGAGGAUGAAGUGGAGUGGGAGGAAGAUGUGGUCGACGCCACACCCCUGGAAGUGUUCUUGCUGUCUCAGCACUUGGAAGAAUUCCUGCCUAUCUUUAAAAGAGAGCAGAUUGAUCUAGAAGCUCUGCUGCUCUGCUCUGAUGAGGACCUUCAGAGCAUACAAAUGCAGCUGGGUCCCAGGAAGAAAGUUCUGAAUGCUAUAAACAGGAGGAAGCAGGUGCUACAACAGCCUGGGCAGCUGGUCGACACCAGCCUGUGAUGGAGGGUUUUGGCCUGGAGCAUUGGGGUGGUGCUGUGGUCUGCUGGCAGCACUCCAGGCAGCACCCCUUCUUUACCCAAUGCCAGAUCACUGGGAAUGGAUUGUAGGGCGUCGGAGAUGCCUACUUGAGAGAGAGGCCCAAAGUUUACUCUGGGAGGUAGGCUGUGCCCAUCCAAAUAAAUGUCCGUGAGAAACUUGAGGAGACUUCAUAACAAGAAAAUGGCAUUUCCCUUCAGUUAUCUUAUGUGUGUGUGUGUGUGUGUGUGUGUGUGUGUGUGUGUAUAUAUAUAUAUAUAUAUAUUUUUUUUUUUUUGGAGAUGAGGGUCUCACUCUCUUACCCAGGCUGGGUUGCAGUGGUAUAAUCAUAGUCCACUGUAUUCUCAACCUCCUGGGCUCAAGUGAUCUCCUCCCACCUCAGCCUUUCAAGUAGCUGGGACUACAGGUGCACACCCCCACACCUGGCUUAUUUUGUAUGUUUUAGUAGAGGUGGGGUCUUACCACGUUGCCCAGCCUGGUCUCAAACUCCUGACCUCAAGCAGUCCUCCCACCUCAGCCCCCUAAAGCAUUGGGAUUGCAGGUGUGAACCACCGUACCCAGCCUAUCUUUUUGAUACUGUUGAAUAAAGAAAGGGUCAUAUGCAUGACAGGAAAAUGAAAGAAACUUCCUUUACUUUUCUAUCCCUGGAUUUAAAAUUAUAAUCUCAUCUCAUUAUCCUGCUGCUUGCUUUCUGAUCUGUAUAACCUGGGAAUUCUAACUCUUUUUCUCUCCUGAGCUCUGUGACUUUGCCUAGUGGUAGAGACUAAAGUUCUUUCCUGGCCUGAGGCUUGAUGCCCAACUUGAAUGCAUCUAACCCUUUAACAAAUGUGUACAUGUUUAUAAGUAAUGGAAAUGCAUCUAUAAUACUCCUGCCUGAGAAUAGAGACAGAGUGGCGGUGGGGAGAGUGAAGGAAGAAAUAGAAUACAGAUGGUACCUGUUGUUGACUGACUUAUGUCAAAUUCAUAUGUUGGCGCUCUAACCCCUAAUUUGACUGUAUUUGGAAAUAAGGCCUUUAAAGAAGUGAUUAAGGUUAAAUGAAGUCAUAAGAAUGGGACCCUAAUCCUAUAGGACUAGUGUCCUUUUUUCCUUUCUUUUUUUUUUUUUUUUUGAGAUGGAGCCUUGCUCUGUCACCCAUGCUGGAAUACAGUGGCAUGAUCUCAGCUCACUGCAACCUCUGCCUCCCAGGUUCAAGCAAUUUUCAUGCCUUAGCCUCCUGAGUAGCUGGGAUUACAGGUAUAUACCACCACGCCUGGCUAAUUUUUUGUAUUUUUAGUAGAGACAGGGUUUCACCAUGUUGGCCAGGCUGGUCUUGAACUCCUGACCUCAGGUGAUCCACCUGCCUCGGACUCUCAGAGCGCUGGGAUUACAGGCAUGAGCCACGGCACCCAGCCUAGGACUGGUGUCCUAAGAAGAGGAAGAGACACGUAGGUAGAAGGGACACAGUGAGGCCACGUGAGAAUACAGUGAGAAGGCAGCCGUCUGCAAGCUGAGGAGAGGGACCUCAGGAGAAACUAACCCUGCCAACACCUUGAUCUUGGACUUCCAGCCUCCAAAGGUGUGAAAAAAUAAACUUCUGUUGAUAAACCUCUGUUGUUGAAGCCACCCAGUCUGUGGCAUUUUGUUACGGCAUUCCUAGCAGAAUAAUACAGUCCUAAGUAAGAGGGAUGGGGGAGGAGACCAAGAAAAAUACAGAAAAAAAGUCUGGCCAACUGCAACUGAUGAGUUUUUUAAAGGUAAACACCUACUGAAACUUAAGGGAAAAAAAAAAAAAA